AUGGCUGAUUGGAGUGGAGGUGCAUUAGUUCUUAUUAGGAAGCUGCAAGCUGCCCAACUGAUAAGGCUUCCAAAGAACCUUUUGGUCAAAACAUCUACAAUCAAGCAUACCGGACAAUUGUUGGAGCAGAUGCCUCGAGUAGUUUCAUCUCUGGAUGCACAUAUGGAAAGUGGGGUUACAAAGGUUGUAGUCAUUGUUCCUCAUCUGCAAACUGUAAUCCAAUUACUCGAAAACAUGGAAAGCUGCCAACUUAGUUCUCUCUCUCAAGCUAAAGUCCUUCCUGAGGAACAUGAGGUGGAAAAUCAACCUCCAAAGGUGGGUUAA
Messenger RNA from Prunus armeniaca (apricot), 324 nucleotides. The record is from the annotation of a GenBank genome assembly. NCBI's taxonomy places the organism in Eukaryota, Viridiplantae, Streptophyta, Magnoliopsida, Rosales, Rosaceae.